Molecule: messenger RNA, 615 nt
Organism: Dioszegia hungarica
Lineage: Eukaryota; Fungi; Basidiomycota; Tremellomycetes; Tremellales; Bulleribasidiaceae
Product: putative adenylyl-sulfate kinase
Exons: 4
Coding region: 1-615 (204 amino acids)
Biological process (GO): sulfate assimilation
Molecular function (GO): ATP binding; adenylylsulfate kinase activity
Source: RefSeq, a predicted model, not a curated record
AUGGCCACCAACAUCACUUUCCACGAGGGCGCCGUGACCCAGGACGAGCGCGCCAAGCUCCUCAAGCAGCAAGGAGCUACCAUCUGGCUCACUGGUCUCUCCGCCUCCGGCAAAUCCACCAUUGCCACCGCGCUGGAACAGCACCUCCUGCACAAGGGCCUGCACGCUUAUCGGCUGGACGGGGACAACAUCCGGUUUGGGCUCAACAAGGAUUUGGGGUUUGAUCCUGCUUCGCGUGUGGAGAACAUUCGCCGGAUAGGAGAAGUCUCGCUGCUCUUCUCGGAAUCCUGCGCUCUUACCGUCACCGCUUUCAUCUCCCCCUACGUCUCGGACCGUCAGCUCGCUCGGGAGCUGCACGAGAAGCACAAGCCUGGACCGAUCCCGUUCAUUGAGGUGUUUGUGGAUGCGCCGUUGAGCGUGGUAGAGUCGAGGGAUCCCAAGGGACUUUACAAGAAGGCCAGGGCUGGGGAGAUUAAGGAGUUCACGGGGAUCUCAGCACCGUACGAGGCCCCACCAAACCCCGAGAUCCACAUCCGGACGGACGAGGUGGACGUUGCUGGAGCUGUUGCGCAGAUCGUCGAGUACCUCGAGAAGAAGGGCUUGACCUCGGCGUAA